Caenorhabditis angaria is the source of this 2643-nucleotide messenger RNA. Lineage: Eukaryota; Metazoa; Nematoda; Chromadorea; Rhabditida; Rhabditidae. The record is from the annotation of a GenBank genome assembly.
AUGACUGGAGCACCGGUCUCUUCGGGUGGCGGAAAACUAGUGCCAGUUGCGCCCGAUGGCGGUUGGGGAUGGAUUGUUGUUAUCGGAUCGUUCUUUGUUCACGUUUUUGCUGAUGGUUUUGUGUAUUCAUUCGGAGUUCUUGUUGAGGAAUUGAUCAAGGUUGGUUUGUAAUUUAGAAGUGUUAGAAAAUAACGAGAAUCAGAUGAAUUUUGAAUUUUUAAAAUUUAAUUUAAAAUUUUUUUCCAAAAAAAAACUCCGAAAUUUUGUAGCCCCAAUUCCAAUUUUCUAACCGGUUCCCCAAUAAUUACUUCUAUUGCACUUUUUUUAGUUCAAUCUUUAGUUUCUAUAAUUUCUCGAAAAAUUUCCACAUUUCAAAAAAAAAAAUAAGACUCGUUCUCAAUUGACCGUUGUCAAGUGGUUUCUUGGUAAAUAUUAGUAUAUUAUGUGUUGUUUUCGAGUGCUAUGAAAUAUGAUAGCACCGGGAAAACCCCCCGUCUUCCUGUAUGAUUAUACCAUAUAUUUUUUCGCGGGAAAAAUCAAAAAUCACAUCAAAAGGGCAUUUGCUUAGUUAGUGUACUUUCAAGCUAUCUUGCCAACGCAAACGGAAAAAAAAGCAGAGGGCAGCAAACGCAGGAACAAAAUAAUAAAUCAAUUUUCAACGAGAAAAGUUCAGACAAAAGAGUAUUCUCAUAUGAUAGCAGCUGUUUAAAAAACAUACAGGAUAUAUCAUUUGUUGUUCACGUGCACAUCAUUGAACAUUAUAUAUCUCAAAGGGUCAACAAACAAUUUGUUUAUUUAUUUUUUUUUUCCAGGAAUUUCACUCAUCAAAUACAAUGUCUUCAUUGAUCAUCUCAUUAUUGACCGGUUUGACUUUGGGAUCUGGACCACUUGCCUCAGCGAUUUGUAACAAAUAUGGUUGUAGAACAACAACUAUUGUUGGAUCUGGUAUUUCGUUUGUCGGAUGUCUUGCUGCAUAUUUUGCAACACAAAUGUGGCACAUUGUGAUCAGUGUUGGUGUGAUUAUGGGCAUGGGAUUCGGUUUGAUGUAUUGUCCAGCUAUCGUUAUUGUCACAAUGUAUUUUGAACAGUAAGUAUCUAUCGAUUUCUCUAAAUUUUAUGAAUUCACCUUAUAUUUUUCAAUUUUAGCAAACGUUCAUUGGCAACUGGAAUCGCAGUGGCUGGAGCUGGAGUUGGAACCGUUCUCUUCUCACCAAUCAACACAUACCUCAUCAGAGAAUUCGGCUGGCGCAGUGUUUUCCUCGCAUUCCUGCUUGUUUUGGUGCUCUGCGCAAUUUGUGGUGCAACAUUUGCUCCAUUAGAAUUUGUUCUCAUUGGUGAAGAUGGAGAAGAAGUAGAAGAAGUGAAAGAAACUGAACUUGUUGAGAAAAAAGAGAAUGAAGAAACUGGAGAACGUGCUGAACUUUUGGCUCCACCAAAAUAUACACCAAAAGCACAAUCACAGAGUUCGGGAAUUAACGAGGCUGGAAAAAUUCGAUCUGCAUCAUCGCAUUUGUCAGUCAAUUUAGAAUCUCAAUCUCGAUCACGCGCUGGAACUGUUGGAGAAAGAGAUAGUGGAUAUUUGAACAGAAAGGAUGUUUUCUACACCGGAUCUAUUCACAACGUUGCUGAAUUCCGAGAAGAUCCACACAAAUAUCGAUCGACUGGCUCGUUGCACAAUCGCCACGGAACUGUUGGAAGUGUUGCUGCCGUUUCAGUCGCCAAACUCGAUGAUGUUAGAGAGGGAAGCCAAGAAGAUAGUCAAGCUUUGGAUGUUAGUGAAUCAACAAAUACUGAAGGAAAGAAUAUGUGGAAGUAAGUCAUUUAUUUUUGCUUGAAAAAAAUUAAUUUGUGAAUUUCAGAACUAUUAACAACAUGCUUUCAUUGGACCUUCUUCUCGAUCCAACCUUUUUGAUCUUUGCUAUUUCCAAUCUUUUGACAUCUGUCGGCUUCAACUCUCCUCUCUAUUUCCUUCCACUCCACGCAUCUCAAAUCGGAUUGGAGAAAAAACAAGGAUCUAGUGUAUUGGGAGCUUUUGGAGUGGCAAACACACUUGGACGUGUUGUUUUCGGAGUCAUUGCUGAUCAUCAACUCCCACUUCCAUUCGGACUCGGAAAAGAUACUGCCAGAAAUCGUUUGUGGAUGUAUAAUAUCUCUUUGGCUGUAAGUUGACGAUUUUAUAUCACUUUCAAAAGAAAUCCUAUAAAUCUUUCAGUGCUUGCAUUUUUUAUCUGAUCCCACCCCUAACCUUCAUUUUUUCAGAUUUGCGGAAUUCUCACCGUCUUCACUUACAAAUUCCAAACCUUCAUUCAAUUGACAAUCUAUUCGGCUUCAUUCGGUUUCUCGAUUGCUUCAUACGUUUGCCUUACUUCUGUCAUUCUUGUCGAUCUUCUUGGCCUUGAUAAACUUACAAACGCUUUUGGACUCUUGCUUUUAUGUCAAGGAAUCGGAACUGUUUUCGGACCACCAAUCUCUGGAUAUUUUGCUGAUUACAGUGGAACCUAUGAUCUUUCUUUCAUCUUCUGCGGUAUCAAUCUAUUUGUAAGUUUUUUUUCAAAAUUUUUAGUGAUAAAUUCAAAUAAAUUUUUGCAGAUAUCUGGAGUUAUGCUCUUCCUCAUUCCAUACUUCCAAAAGAAGAAGCCAUAA